This is a messenger RNA of Sporisorium graminicola, 879 nucleotides long. RefSeq lists its product as uncharacterized. NCBI's taxonomy places the organism in Eukaryota, Fungi, Basidiomycota, Ustilaginomycetes, Ustilaginales, Ustilaginaceae. The record is from RefSeq and is a predicted model, not a curated record. The transcript is spliced from 2 exons. The coding region runs from base 1 to 879 and encodes 292 amino acids.
AUGCCCAAGGACGCUGCCCCCGAAGUCAUGCCCGAGCUCGGUGCUCAGCGCCUCUUCUCGCUCGACGGCAAGAUUGCCCUUGUCACCGGAGGUGGCACCGGUAUCGGCAAGAUGAUCGCCGCCACCUACAUUCGCAACGGCGCCAAGGUGUACAUUGCCAGUCGAAAACUCGCCGACCUCGAAAAAGUGGCCGUGCAGCUGAGCAAGCUGGCCCCAAGCGAUCCCCAAGGCAAGAAGGGGCUCUGCGUGGCGUUGCAGGCCGACGUCGGCAGCAAGGCUGGCUGCGAUGCGCUCGCCGACCAGAUCAAGAAGGUCGAGACUAGGCUCGAUAUCCUCGUCAACAACUCGGGUCUCACUUGGGGCGCGCCUAUGGUUGAUUUUCCCGAACAAAAGGGCUGGGACAAGGUGUUCGACCUCAAUGUCAAAAGCCAGUUCUACCUUACCGUUGCCCUGUUGCCCUUGCUCGAGAACGGAAAGAGCAACACUGAACAUGGCACUGUGCUCAACAUUGCUUCUACCGCCGCCAUUGUUCCCCUUGCUGAAGGUGGUCUUUCUGCUCCUGGAAACGGAACCUAUUCUUACCAACCCUCCAAGGCCGCGUCGCUGCACCUCACAAAAGUGCUUGCCAACUCGCUCGCCGAAAAGUUCAUCAUGGUCAACGCCAUCUGCCCCGGUGUCUUCCCUUCGCGUAUGACCGCCUACGGUCUCGAAGAGAACCGCGACUUGCUCGAGGGCAUCCAGCCUACAGGUCGUGUCGGCACACCAGAGGACAUUGGCGGCGUCGCCAUGUUCUUUGCCUCGCGUGCGGGUGCCCACUGCACCGGAACCGGCAUUGUCGUCGAUGGCGGUCAGAGUAUCCAGUUCCAGCCGCGUCUGUGA